UCGAGUAGUGCUCCGAUUUAUGACCGUAGAUUACUAUGUGUACAGUUACAGUCUAUAGUAUGUUCAUCGAAAUGGUUGACUCAAACAUUGGCACAGUCCAUUUGUAUUUGUGACUAAUUAAUUGCAUUAAAAGCAUAUCCGAUGAUCAACUCCAUAACGCGCUAACAUUUGUUUUCUGUCUGGGAACAAGAAAUUGGACAGUGCAUUUGAGGUCCUAACUAACUUUUUAUACGUGAAAUGCAUUAACCCGUAGAGUUACCUUGUUAUCAGUGUGCAAGCGCUGGUGGCUAUGAAUCGUCCAUUAUUGUGGGAUCGGCUCGUGUUUUUCGAGCACGCAUGAUGGCAUGAUGCCUUCUGGGAAAUCUAAACCUAGUCGAGUGGCCGAAGGAGAAAAAAGCCUACUGAAACCCAGCCAGAGCGGAGCUUGCGACGAAGUGGACGAUGAGAACGAAAACGAAAAUUGGAACGGUUCAUACGCCAAACUUCCCAACACCUCCACGAGGUCCAUCGAUACCAAUGGCGAAACGGUGAGCCAACGACGGCGCCAUGAAUCCAACACAUCCCUACCGCGAUCUCAUGUGGAAGAUCUUCAGCUGGAUGAUACGGGUUUCGUCGGGGAACCCGCCAGACCCAGCAGGAUCAAUCGUCGAGUGUUUCUCUUGAUCAUCAUUGGCGUAAUCCUGGGCGCUGGCUGUAUUGUCUCUGUGGUGGUUUUAUAUUUUCGCUCCAGCUAUAUUCCGGAGAAUUAUGUUAUUGUUAUGGAUGCUGGAUCUGCGCAUACCAAAUUACAUGUCUUUCAUUAUCGCGGGGAUAAAGUCAACGGGACGGGUUAUAUUGAGCAGAAAGAAUUUGUGGAAUGCGAUGGCAUACUAUUAAAAUUCAGGAAUCAGCCGCAGCGGCUGCGGGCAGCCUGGAAGCCGUGUCUAGAUAAGGCUAUGACGAUCAUCCCGGAAGAUCGAUGGGAGAAAACGGAAAUUUAUGUGGCUGGAACCGCGGGCAUUCGAAAUCUGAGAAAAAGCGACAGCGUCGCCGCCGAUCGAUUGCUGAGCGAUGUUCGGGAUUUAUUGAAUGAGACAUUUCAUCCACACGUUACCGGUGAGCGGCUGCAUACAUUAAUCCUUAAUGGCGAGGAAGAAGGCGCACUGGCAUGGGCAACAGUGAACUUUGUCUCCAAGCGAUUAAUACCGGAUAACUCUACAACGGCUCCAAAUCCCCGCCUGGAGACGUUCGGCUCAUUAGACCUGGGCGGCUCGUCGACCCAGAUCGCCUUUGCUGUCCCGACGAACGGUGCAGGUAGUCAUCUGCCACCGAACUUCGACUUGACCUUCUUUGGGACCCGGUAUGGUCUAUUCAGUCGCAGUUUUGCUUGUCGUGGCAAAGGCGAAGCGUUGAGGACACUAAAGGCUCAAUUGGUUAUCGACCAUUCCAGCAAUAAUUUCAUAAAGCAUCCCUGUUUACCUCGGGGUUCGGUUAGCAAUGAAUCGCAUAAGGAUUUAUUUGAUGCUCAAUGUACCGUUGAUCUGCGUAAGCCGACCCGUGUGCGGACAAUAUACGCGUUUAAUGGGACCGGUGAUAUUAAGCAGUGUCGUCAGCUUGUUAAGACACUGUUCCGCGAUGUGAAUUGCCCAUUCAGGGAUACUCCGGAUUGCUCUUUUAAUACUCGGCAAAAAGUUAAUAUAACUAACCCUUUUAUGGGAUUUGCGGGAUUAUUUUUUGUGAUGGACUUCUUCAACUUGACAGAUAAUGUGCACACUGUCAAUGUGCAGCUGGAGCAUUUUCGGCAGGCAUACCGGCAUCAUUGUGAAACUCCCUGGUUGGAGUUGCAAAAUAGCACAAAUCCUUUCAUGAAGGGAUAUUGUUUUGAUGGCAUUUACAUUGACAUGUUAUUAACGGAAGUGUAUGGAUUUACGGCUGAGAUGUUCGAACGCAUUCAAUUCCGCAAAGCCAUCAACGGUGUGGCGACAGGAUGGGCAGUGGGGUUGGCCUUGAACAGUACCAACGCUGUUCAGCCCGAGCAUGAAGUUGAGAUGAUGAGCCGGGCGUUUUUCCUUAUUUUCUUGGUUGUCUUUGCCGUGUUUCUCGUACUGGCGGUUUCCUUCCUGUGUCGAGGAGUCCGCCGUUCAUGCCGUGAUAGCAGUAUUUAAGAAAAUGUGUACAUAAAAAUUGCAGAGAUGUUUUUAUUUGUUUUAUUACUGUUUUUAGCCUGACAUUUUAUCUGUACCGGUGUUGGUUUGAAGCCCGUAUUCCAAGUUUGUUUUUAUCUGCUUUUCCUGUGUAAUGCAUGAUGGUUUUUUUUUGUUUUUAAACAGAAUCUCAUUUCUAUAAAUGCAUGUUGUUUUGGUUGCGGAUAACUGUUAUGCCUUAGGUUCGUUUUGAAACUCGUAUUUUUGUGAAGUGAAAAAAAUCGAAGAU
Paramacrobiotus metropolitanus is the source of this 2412-nucleotide messenger RNA. RefSeq names its product ectonucleoside triphosphate diphosphohydrolase 1-like. The record is from RefSeq and is a predicted model, not a curated record. Gene Ontology annotation, molecular function: UDP phosphatase activity; GDP phosphatase activity. Gene Ontology annotation, cellular component: plasma membrane. Gene Ontology annotation, biological process: nucleoside diphosphate catabolic process. NCBI's taxonomy places the organism in Eukaryota, Metazoa, Tardigrada, Eutardigrada, Parachela, Macrobiotidae. The transcript is spliced from 8 exons. The coding region runs from base 345 to 2144 and encodes 599 amino acids.